Messenger RNA from Drosophila montana, 1498 nucleotides. Its product is annotated as dual specificity protein kinase splA. The record is from RefSeq and is a predicted model, not a curated record. Lineage: Eukaryota; Metazoa; Arthropoda; Insecta; Diptera; Drosophilidae. Bases 1 to 1347 code for a protein of 448 amino acids. The transcript is spliced from 2 exons.
AUGAGUGCAACAAAUAGCAGCAGCAGCAACAACAAUAACAACAGCAGCAACAGCAACAGCAAUGGCAAUGAGCGCGAGCGGGAGCAACAGCCGCGACCAACAGCAACAGCAAGCAGCAGCAACAGUCGUCAAUUUCAGCAGCACCACCACCAGCCCAGCAACAACAAUCACAACAACAGCGAGAGCAGCAACAGCAGCAGCCUUGUGGUCAGCGGCAUUGCCGCCACUGGCAACAUCAACAGCAGCAGCAGCAGCAGCUGCAAUCAGACGGCUGCAACAAUAACACAGAGCAGCAGCAACAACAAUCACAUCUAUGUGAAUCCGCACAGCUAUGAUAGCAACAGCACCACCGGCACCGGCACCGGCAGCGGCAGCGGCAACAUUAGCGGCUCCACGGCGAUCAUGUUGCCGCUGCCGUUGACAUUGCAAUUGCUGCCCGACAGCAAUCAGAGCAGCAGCAAUGGCUUGAGCCUGGGCGCCAUCAGUCGGCCGGGCACGACGUCAACGCUGAGCACGCUGAAUACAUAUCUGUUUCCGUGUGGCGCCGACUCGGCCGGCACCAUCGGUGGCGGCACCUUUAACGGCAGCGCCAGCUGUGAUCUUGACAGCAACUUUAGUCAAAUGGUUGCCGGCGGCAGCGAGGCGGGCAGCUCAUCCGCGCACAGUCCCUGCCCGCUGCCCUUUGGGGGCGUCGCUUUUGGUGGUGGUGCAUCAGCAGCUGCUGGUGGUGGUGGUGGUGGUGGUGGUGGUUUGGGACUCGCUGUCAACUUUGGCGGAUUCAUCAAUAAGCGGCGCAUACGCAAAUUGUUUGGCGUUGGCGGCGCAUCCAAUGGCUUUGGGCCCUAUGGCGUGGCGCUGCGGCGGCGCAGCUCGCAUCUGGUGCAGUUCCACAAGAAGAAGCAGCAGCUGGAGCAUUUGGAGCAGCAGCAGCGCAUAGCGACAGUUGCCUCGGCUAAUGCGGCCUUUCUGGAGCGCCGGGAGCAGCAACAGUUGCAGCAACAGCAGCUGCAGCAGCAGUUGCAGCUGCAACAGCCGGCAAUGCUGCAGCUGCAACAGCAGCCGGAAAAGAAGAAGAAAAAGAAACCACCCGGACCGCCGGCCCAGGUGCGGCAGCAGGCAUCACGCACCAUGGACGAUCCGCUGAUGAAUCGGCCGCGCAAGAGCACGCCGCAAGCCAACAAGAAGAAGGACAAGGAGCGCGACAAGGACAGGGACAGGGACAGGGACAAGUACAAGGACUAUGGCUAUGAGAAGUACCCAAAAGCACAAAUACAUAUAUUAGAUAUCCAAACAAGAAAAAAAACCAAUGACACCUGCCAAUUAGCCAGCUGUUAUACAUGUAUCUAGAGUACAUUUUGUUUUUUUUGGUUUCAAGUUUCUCCCUUCGUUGGCUUUUGUUCGACUUUUCUUUUCCAUUUUUCUUUUUCCGUCUCUUUGGUUCGCAACAAUUUAAAUAAAUGUUUUUCCAAAGCAUAUCCAAUGCGUUUUUCUUUGCUUU